CCAUUCGUUAUUCUUCUGUUUUUCUCGUGUUUCAGUGGCGAGCUGUAACCAUGGGAGUACCAGCGUUUUACCGGUGGCUCGCGGACCGGUACCCACUCUCGAUCGCCGACGUAGUUGAGGAAGAGCCCUGCGUCGGCGACGACGGUGUUCCGUUGCCUAUUGAUGUGUCUAAACCAAAUCCCAAUGGCAUGGAGUUCGACAACUUGUACUUGGACAUGAAUGGUAUCAUUCACUCUUGUUUUCACCCCGAUGGCAAGCCAGCACCUGCUACCUAUGGCGAUGUGUUCAAAUCAAUAUUUGAUUACAUUGACCAUCUCUAUUCGUUGGUUCGUCCAAGGAAGCUUCUCUACCUUGCAAUUGAUGGAGUUGCACCAAGAGCCAAAAUGAAUCAGCAACGUUCUCGACGCUUCCGAGCUGCAAAAGAUGCAUCUGAGGCUGAAGCUGAAGCAGAAAGGCUGAGGAAAGAAUUUAAGGGCGAGGGAAAAGUGUUGUCGACUAAAGAUAAGCCUGAGACUUCAGACUCAAAUGUCAUUACCCCUGGAACUGAAUUUAUGGGGGCACUGUCUGUGGCUCUUCAGUAUUUUGUACAGACUAGAUUGAGCCACAACCCUAGCUGGCAGAAUACAAAGGUUAUACUGUCUGAUUCAAAUGCACCUGGUGAGGGAGAACAUAAAAUAAUGGAAUACAUCCGGUUACAACGCAACAUUCCUGGUUUCAAUCCAAAUACUCGACAUUGUUUGUAUGGGUUGGAUGCUGAUUUGAUUAUGCUCUCCUUAGCUACGCAUGAAGUUCAUUUCUCAAUAUUGAGGGAGGUAAUUACCUUACCUGGACAACAGGAUAAGUGUUUUUUGUGUGGUCAAGUUGGACAUUUUGCAGCUGAUUGUCAAGCUAAGGACUGUAAUCCUCCUGAUGAUAGCCCAAUUCACAAGAAGAAAUAUCAGUUUCUUAACAUCUGGGUGCUGCGUGAAUAUUUGCAAUAUGAAUUGGAGAUACCCAACCCUCCUUUCGAGAUUGAGUUUGAACGCGUAGUGGAUGAUUUUGUAUUUCUAUGCUUCUUUGUUGGCAAUGACUUUCUUCCACAUAUGCCAACAUUAGAGAUCCGGGAGGGGGCUACAAAUUUAUUGAUACAUAUAUACAAAAAGGAAUUUACUGCGAUAGGUGGUUAUCUUACUUAUGCGGGUGAGGUUUUCUUAGAUAGAGUCGAACAAUUUUUCCAGUUUAUCAUUGUUCAUGAAGAUCAAAUAUUUCAGAAACGAGUUCGGAUUCAGCUGGCUGCAGAAAAUAAUGAAGAGAUGAGAGCUAGGGCAAGAGGAGAAAUGCCUGGAGAACCACGAGCCUCACUUGUGGAUAAGGUUAAAUUAGCGGAGCCUGGAUACAAGGAAAGGUACUAUGCUGAAAAGUUUGGUGUAUCAAAUCUGGAGGAGAUUGAUAAAAUUAAGAAAGAUGCUGUAAUGACAUAUGUCCAUAGCUCAAUACUCUGCUUCCGCACUCGAUCAGGCUACAACAUUAUGCGUCUUACUUUUCCAGUAGACAAGGUUAUCUCCAAAAAAUAUACAGAAUCUAGUAGUGGAGAUCCUGCUCAAUCUACAUCAGAAUAUCCCACAACUCGAGACGAGUACGACGUUGACAUACCUGCGAAGGUGGAGGAAAGGGGUGUUGAGGGGAUGGAGACUCCUCUGGAGGGCAGAAAAGGAACUAGGGGCAGUCGUGGACAGGGAAGACUCGAGUGUAGAUGUUCUAAGCUCAAAGAAUGGAAUGGACUCAAAGAAAGUAAAUCAGCAGUGAUAAAAUACCUGCGAAAAGAUGCUAUCAGGUCACAAGUACCUGGAGCAGUUGCUGGACCUCAACUGGGAGAAGCAGCUCGUCGACUUGUCAAGAGCACACUCAACAUUAAAUUGAGUAGUACAUCCCAUGGAUUGUUGGAAAAACCUCUAGUUCAUCAUACAAUGAAUAGGCCUCAGUCAGCUGGAUACAGGAAAUAUUAUGGUGAGAACACAAGUGGUUGUUAUGGACAAUACAAUCACCGUGGUAUAAUAACUAGACCCAAACAUGGUGUACAGAAUGAUAGACAGAAUUGGAGGAUACAAGAUAGGUCCCAACAUCAAGAACUGUUCCACAACUUGAAAACUGAGAUUUCUGCCUCAACAAUGGAGGAAGGAGGGAGACCUAGGUCAUUAAGGCUUCCAAAUUCCAGACCAAUAACCAAUUUACAAACCCAGUUUGUGCAGAACAAGGGUCCUUCAAUGCCACCUCCAAAGUGGGUGACUAAAACACCAUCAAUGAAUGGAAUAUAUACUAGGCAUCAAGAAACUGCAUUGGGGGAAGCAGGUUAUGAUAAGCAGACGAAGAAAGUUUACCAAGUUAAAACAUGUCAGCCAGAUACACCAGAAUUUUCAAAUCAAUAGUAAUUCUUGGGAUCUAUUUGCCUUGUGUAUGAGGUGCCUCCGCUCCUCAAAUUGCAGCAAUGCUCUCUCUAUUGUCAUCCUAGUUCAACAAUCAAUUGCAGGGGCGCGUUAAUUUGAUUGCAAUGUGAUACCCUAAUGCAGUUGGCAGAGUAAUGAUGUUCAGUGUUUUCUAUGACUAAUGUGGAGUCAGGGCGCUGCUUCACUCUGUGUUGAACAGACAUGGUACCCCACUGAUAGUUGUCCUGGAAGGUGCAAGAACUAAUAAGAUAUUUGCUAUCCUGCAUUUCAAGUUUUAAACAAAUACUCCCUCAUGGAACUGGUAUAGUCAGAUGGAGAACAUCAACUUGUGAGUUGUCACCCAGUUUGCGGGCUAGAAUCUUCUUUUCCAUGGUCUGGAACUAGGCUGUUGCAUUGUGAAUGUAAAGAUAGGUUUAGUAGCUUUGCUUAACAGUUAAACUGUACAUACCCAGUGGCUGAUGUAAGUAGAAUUUGAUUUACUUAAUGGGAAAUGUAAGAUAUUUGCCUGGGAUUGUUAUACCCAGCGGCUGUAUGUUGCAUGGGAUAUAAAAGCUAUUAUU
Abrus precatorius (Indian licorice) is the source of this 2983-nucleotide messenger RNA. Its product is annotated as 5'-3' exoribonuclease 4-like. Lineage: Eukaryota; Viridiplantae; Streptophyta; Magnoliopsida; Fabales; Fabaceae. The record is from RefSeq and is a predicted model, not a curated record. The transcript is spliced from 17 exons. Gene Ontology annotation, biological process: nuclear-transcribed mRNA catabolic process. Gene Ontology annotation, cellular component: nucleus. The coding region runs from base 51 to 2405 and encodes 784 amino acids. Gene Ontology annotation, molecular function: 5'-3' RNA exonuclease activity; zinc ion binding; RNA binding.